Molecule: messenger RNA, 2633 nt
Organism: Spea bombifrons (plains spadefoot toad)
Lineage: Eukaryota; Metazoa; Chordata; Amphibia; Anura; Pelobatidae
Gene: RXFP2
Product: relaxin family peptide receptor 2
Exons: 18
Coding region: 173-2374 (733 amino acids)
Biological process (GO): G protein-coupled receptor signaling pathway
Cellular component (GO): membrane
Molecular function (GO): G protein-coupled receptor activity; protein binding
Source: RefSeq, a predicted model, not a curated record
GUGUGUGUGCGAGAGCGGUGUCAUUUGAGCAUGCUCUGCCAGUGAGGAGGUUGAACAGGGCUUUCUGUAUUAUAGUAGCUACUGAGGUGUUCAGAAAAGCAGACCUAGAACUCGGUAGCUGUAAAGCUUAUACCAAGAAUUUCCUUCGCCUUAAGUUUGCUAGCCGACUACGAUGAUCCCUUACCUCGUGCUGAUUGUUUUUCUACAAAUCAAAGAUUCUGUUACUGAUCCCAUGUGCAGAAUGGGUUACUUCCCAUGUGGAAAUCUCACAGUCUGCCUUCCAAGGGCUUUUCAUUGUGAUGGAGUAAAGGACUGUGAGAAUGGAGCGGAUGAAGAUUACUGCGGAGAUAACAGUGGAUGGGCAAAUAUUUUCGAUGAAGUCCAUGGAAAAGCUAGUGAGAUGACAGAGCCACAAGAUUGCUGUCUCACCCAAUUCCCUGAAAUGUGUGAGUGCAAAGACACUGAGCUCGAGUGUGCAGAUGCCAAUUUAGAAGCAAUACCGUACGUGUCAAGCAAUGUUACCCUUUUGUCUCUUAAAAGAAACAAGAUUCGCAAGCUUCAAGAUGAGGUCUUUAUUGGCUACAAUGGCUUGAAAAAGCUGUUUCUUCAACACAACUGUUUAAGAAACAUAUCUCAGAAAGCUUUUUAUGGAUUAUAUCGGCUUCAAAGAUUAUAUCUUAGUAACAACUGCAUUGUUAGCCUAGAGGAGGGUGUAUUCAGUCACUUACAUGAAUUAAAAUGGCUAAUCCUUGAUGAGAACCCAAUAACGACAAUUUCACAAGAGCUUUUUACUGGCCUGGAUUCAUUGUUCUUCUUGUCAAUGAUAAACAACUCAUUGGAGGCUCUUCCUCAAAGGUUGUGUGCCCAGAUGCCGUUCAUUAAUUGGAUGGAUUUUGAAGGCAACCACAUUCAGACACUGAGCAAUUUGAGUUUUGUGACAUGUGAUGAACUCACAGUACUGUUCUUAAGAGGAAACCAGAUCAGUGUGGUGAAAGAAAAUACAUUCUCUUCUUUAAGAAGUUUAGCAGAAAUAGAUUUAUCAAGUAAUUUUAUCAGAGGAGUACCUCUUUCCAGCUUUAAAGAACUGAAGCAUUUGCAAAAACUUAAUCUUGGUUGUAAUCCAAUUUCUCUUCAUGUUGACCAGUUUGAAAUGAUGCAGCAUCUACAAUCGUUAGAUCUGGAAAACAUUGAAAUUCCGAAUAUAAGUACAAGAAUGUUUCAGCCGAUGAAGAAUUUAUCACACAUAUAUUUCAAGAAGUUUAGAUACUGCUCAUAUGCCCCUCACGUGCGAGUAUGCACUCCACUAACAGAUGGGAUUUCAACCUUCGAGAACCUUUUAGCCAACUCCAUCCUCCGUGUAUUCGUCUGGGUCAUCGCUUGUGUUACCUGCUUUGGAAACAUCUUUGUGAUUGGAAUGAGAUCGUUGAUUCAGUCGGAGAAUAAGACACAUACCAUGUCAAUAAAGGUUUUAUGCUGUGCGGAUUGUCUAAUGGGAGUUUACCUGUUCUUUAUUGGAGUUUUUGAUGUUAAAUACCGGGGACAGUACAAGAAAUACGCAUUGCUCUGGAUGGAAAGUAUACAGUGCCGGAGUCUGGGUUUUCUUGCAAUGCUGUCUACAGAAGUUUCUGUACUACUCUUGACAUACUUGACUCUUGAAAAGUACCUAGCCAUUGUAUUUCCAUUCAGUAAUAUUAGACCAGGAAGGCGACAGACUCUACUAAUCCUUCUAUCCAUAUGGGUGGUUGGGUUUAUUAUUGCAAUCACCCCGUUUUGGAAUGAGGACUUUUUUGGAAAUUACUAUGGAAAAAAUGGAGUGUGUUUCCCGCUUUAUCCUGAUCAGACAGAAGAAGUUGGUGGGAAAGGUUAUUCUCUUGGAAUAUUUCUAGGUGUGAACCUUGUUGCAUUCAUCAUCAUAGUGUUUUCUUAUGUCAGUAUGUUUUGCUCAAUUCAAAAGACUGCUCUUCAAACAUCUGACGUCAGAAGUCACAUCCAUACAGAUGUUGCCGUUGCCAACAGAUUUUUCUUCAUAGUUUUCUCUGAUGCUGUAUGCUGGAUUCCUGUGUUUCUUCUGAAAAUCCUGUCCUUAUUUCGAGUAGAAAUUCCAGGCACUGUUACUUCCUGGAUUGUUAUUUUUAUCCUGCCUAUCAACAGUGCCUUAAACCCGAUACUUUACACUCUGACCACAAGUUUCUUCAAGGAGAAACUUAAACUACUGUUACACAGACAACGAAGGCGACCCGUAUUCAGGAACGAUAGGAAAAGCUUAUCAACUUCACUUGUAUGGACCGAAGAUCCGGUGGCCCAGCAAUCUUCGGUAAAGCUCGGGUUUCUCCAUAAAAAAUAUUCAGGCGACAGCAUGAUAAAGUCAACAUGAUGAUGAAGAAAAAGAUCCUAUUGAAUGAAGUAUCUCUAUAUGAGAUGGGUUUAUUACAUGAAUGCCACAGCAGACAUUCCUGUAACUGUCUGUAUAUCUCAUUGAGGUGAAAGACAAGUGGAUUCCUAAAUACGAAGAGCAUAAACAUUGCAGGAAGAAGAAGCUAUUUUAUAUCACAGAUCUACCAAAUAGGAGACGUGGAAGAACGUUAUUUUUUUUACAUAUUUAGGCUUUUUAGACCAUAUCCUGCAGGCCAUCA